Molecule: messenger RNA, 1415 nt
Organism: Panicum virgatum (switchgrass)
Lineage: Eukaryota; Viridiplantae; Streptophyta; Magnoliopsida; Poales; Poaceae
Product: GATA transcription factor 1-like
Exons: 2
Coding region: 312-1085 (257 amino acids)
Biological process (GO): regulation of DNA-templated transcription
Molecular function (GO): sequence-specific DNA binding; zinc ion binding
Source: RefSeq, a predicted model, not a curated record
CUGCUGGUUCUUCUCCACUGUGUGGGCACAACCCUGAAGGCCUGAAGCAAACCCUAAUGGAGGACCCUUGUUAACCCUGGCGUUUUAAGCAGCCAAACAAAUCCAAAUCGUCCCUAGCCACAGUGCCAGCCAGCCCGGAGACUUGAGAGCCACCCCACCCCCACGUGAACGCCAUGGGGUUAUUACCCUCGUUAAAACCUAUGGAUUUCUAGCAUCAUCUCAAGAACCCGGACAAAAAUCUCGCUCGCUUCGACUUGUGAAACCGCUCAGGUCGGAACAAAAACCUCCCAAAAAAAGGGUUCGAAAAGCAGAUGAUAAAGGGCCAUCGGAUCAUCUCGAAUAAAAAAAUUUCGUUUCUUUAUCUCUGUGCCGUGACGGCGGCGGCGACCAUGGCUGGGCUCGAAGCGGAAGAGGAGAACCCGGCGGCGGCGGCGGCGGCGGCGGCGGAGCUUGCGGGCGGCGCGGACGCCAGCUUGAAUGCCUUCUUUGACCACGCGGGAUUGGAGUUGGCGGCGGGCGGAGGGGGGCAAGGGGCGGAGGAAGAGGAGGAGUUGGAGUGGCUCUCGAACAUGGACGCGUUCCCUUCGGUGGAGACCAUGGCGGCGGAGGUGGAGGCGGCGCCGUCGCGUCCUUCGGCGGGGCUGGGCUGCCUGGAGGCGCUGCCCCAUGUGGUGGGGCCGAGGACCAAGGGGCUGCGGCGGCGGCGGCGGGUGACGGCGCCGUGGAGCGUCCCGCCGGUGCUGCCCCCCGCGCCCCCGCCCGCCGGCGGCGCUGCGCCGCGGCGCCGGUGCACGCACUGCGCCUCGGAGGAGACGCCGCAGUGGCGGCAGGGCCCCGCCGGGCCCAGCACGCUGUGCAACGCGUGCGGCGUGCGGUUCAAGUCCGGUCGGCUCUUCCCGGAGUACCGCCCCAUGAACAGCCCCACCUUCUCCCCGCUGCUGCACUCCAACUCCCACCGCCGCGUCCUGGAGAUGCGCCGCCACGUGGAGGAGGAGGCCGCUGCCGGCGGCGGCCGCGCGGGCGCCAGGGCCCGCCGCGCCAAGCGCGCCGCGGCGCGCGCCGCCGCCGUCCCCCACGGCAAGUGAUGCGACCAGCAACCGCCUUCCACCAAGCGAGAAAUGGUCUUUGCUUUCUCGGCGAUGGAGGAUGGAGAUGAUUGGGGAUCAUGAUUAUUACCUUCGCUCUCCAUCCUCAUCUGCGUAGUUUGCGUUUGCAAUUAUUAGUUUUGUUAGGAUUGUAGGAUUAGAGGUUCAAUAGCAGCUGCAGACUGCAGAAGCGAGAAGAGAAUGUCAUCGUGAUCAACAAAUUUCCUGCUGUCCUGCAGCCCCAGCAGCUGCUGCUGUAACAGACUCAUGGAGACAUGGUGAUAAGCUUAAGCUUUGUCUGUCAGGCUCAAAUGGGAUAAGCUCUUAUCA